This is a messenger RNA of Trichoderma asperellum CBS 433.97, 1272 nucleotides long. RefSeq lists its product as uncharacterized. The record is from RefSeq and is a predicted model, not a curated record. Gene Ontology annotation, biological process: mitotic spindle organization. NCBI's taxonomy places the organism in Eukaryota, Fungi, Ascomycota, Sordariomycetes, Hypocreales, Hypocreaceae. Gene Ontology annotation, cellular component: dynactin complex; cytoplasm.
AUGGCGCUUAAUAGAAAAUAUGCGGCACUGCCAGACCUAGAUUGUGCCCCAGAUAUCUACGAGACUCCAGAGUUGACCGAUGACAACUCUAUAGUUCCGACGACUGCAGGUCGAACCCUUUCCGACGAUGAAUUCGGUGUAGACGACGACUCCCAGAACAUCUCGCGGUCGAGAUUGCGCAUUAAUGAAGCGCGCUCUCGGUUUUCCCCCGCCACUAUUGAUAUCAGCGGAGCAGACUUCUCAGACCGUGUUGACGGAAAGCGGCGAUCGUACAAAGCCUCCAGCCGCCGCCAACGGAUACUACAAGACGGGACAGAGGAGCUAGGAGACCUUUCUGAUGAUGACGAUGCGGAAAGCUUGGAACGGAAGAUUGCUCGCCUGAAGCGAGAAGUAGAAGAGACCAAAGACGAAUAUGCCAAGCGGAAGGCAGCUGCAGCCGGCGACGACGAUGCCUCCCCGGGCGACAUACGACUAGAAUCUCUAAGCCAAACCUUGGAUGACCUAUCUAGACGCUCUGGCAUCACCAGCGUCAAGAAGUUCGAUCUGACAGCCUCCAAUGCAGAUGAACCUGCCACGGAAUCACUUGAUGUCGGACCAACGUACACCAUAACCUACGCACCCACUUACGAACAAACGCAUGCACUUGCCAAAGCUGCGGAUUUCGAUCGCAGGCUGUUAGUUUUAGAGAGGAGCCUCGGCAUCAGCUCGUCGUUCAUGCCAGAAGCUGGAGAAGGCGGGCUCCCUCGAGCAAUCCUACCUACCCUCGACUCUCUAGAGAAGCAAGUUUCGGCCCUGUCGCAGGCAUCAACUGCCAACCUGGACACAAUCAGCCGCCGAGUACGAGCACUGGCCUCUGAGCAGGACAAGCUAAAUGAAUCACGCGAAAAAGCUAAGGCUCUGCGGGAAGAGCUCGGCAAGCACGCAGGGUCCUCGCCAGCUGACACCUCUGAGCAAGAGGCUAAGAUCAACGCCUUAUAUGCAAUCCUCCCUACAAUUGAAAACCUUACGCCUAUACUGCCCCCUCUCCUCGACCGUUUACGGUCACUUAGAGCCAUUCACGCCGACGCCGCAACCGCCAGCCAGACCCUCGACCAGAUUGAGAAGCAGCAGGCGGAAAUGGCAACAGAAAUCAAACAAUGGAAAGAAGGCAUUGAGAAGCUGGAAAACACUGUGACCAGAAGCGACGAAGUCAUGAAGCAAAAUGCAGAGGUCUUGGAAAGCUGGGUAAAGGGCUUGGAGCAGCGAUUAGAGACGCUGACACAGAGCCAGUAG